Solanum verrucosum is the source of this 2604-nucleotide messenger RNA. Its product is annotated as toMV resistance protein Tm-2(GCR236)-like. The record is from RefSeq and is a predicted model, not a curated record. NCBI's taxonomy places the organism in Eukaryota, Viridiplantae, Streptophyta, Magnoliopsida, Solanales, Solanaceae. The transcript has a single exon. Bases 1 to 2604 code for a protein of 867 amino acids. Gene Ontology annotation, molecular function: ATP hydrolysis activity; ADP binding. Gene Ontology annotation, biological process: defense response to other organism.
AUGGCUGAAAUUCUUCUUACAGCAAUCAUCAAUAAAUCCAUAGAAAUAGCUGGAAAUCUACUCUUUCAAGAAGGGAGCCGCUUGAAUUGGUUGAAAGAGGACAUUAAUUGGCUUCAGAGAGAAAUGAGACACAUUCGAUCAUACAUAGACGACGCAAAGGACAAGGCAAUUGGAGGCAAUUCAAGGGUGAAAAACUUGAUAAAAGAUAUUCAAGAACUGGCAGGUGAUGUGGAGGAUCUCUUAGAUGACUUCCUUCCGAAAAUUCAACAAUCCAACAGCACAAUUUGUCGGCUUAAGACUGCUUGCAUCCCUUCUCAUGCUUCUUUUGCCGAUGAGUUUGCUAUCGAGAUUGAGAAGAUAAAGAAAAGGGUUGCUGACAUUGACCGUGUAAGGACAACUUACAACAUCAUGGAUACAAGUAACAACAAUAAUGAUGAUUGCAUUCCAUUGGACCAAAGAAGAUUAUUUCUUCAUGCUGAUGAAACAGAGGUCAUCGGUUUGGAUGAUGACUUCAAUAUGCUACAAGCCAAAUUACUUGAUCAUGAUUUGCCUUAUGGAGUUGUUUCAAUAGUUGGCAUGCCCGGUUUGGGAAAAACAACGCUUGCCAAGAAACUUUAUAGGCAUGUCCGUCAUCAAUUUGAGUGUUCGGGAUUGGUCUAUGUUUCACAACAGCCAAGGGCGGGAGAAAUCUUACGUGACAUAGCCAAACAAGUUGGACUGGCGGAAGAGGAAAGGAAAGAAAACUUGGAGAACAAAGUACGAUCACUCUUGAAAAUAAAAAGGUAUGUUAUUCUCUUAGAUGAUAUUUGGGAUGUUGAAAUUUGGGAUCAACUAAAGCUUGUCCUUCCUGAAUGUGAUUCAAAAAUUGGCAGUAGGAUAAUUAUAACCUCUCGAAAUAGUAAUGUAGGCAGAUACAUAGGAGGGGAUUUCUCAAUUCACAUGUUGCAACCUCUAGAUUCGGAGAACAGUUUUGAACUCUUUACCAAGAAGAUCUUUACUUUUGAUAACAAUAAUAAUUGGGCCAAUGCUUCACCAGACUUGGUAAAUAUUGGUAGAAGUAUAGUUGGGAGAUGUGGAGGUAUACCGUUAGCCAUUGUGGUGACCGCAGGCAUGUUAAGGGCAAGAGAAAGAACAGAACGUGCAUGGAACAGGUUACUUGAGAGUAUGAGCCAUAAAGUUCAAGAUGGAUGUGCUAAGGUAUUGGCUCUGAGUUACAAUGAUUUGUCCAUUGCAUUAAGGCCAUGUUUCUUGUACUUUGGUCUUUACCCUGAGGAUCAUGAAAUUCGUGCUUUUGAUUUGACAAAUAUGUGGAUUGCUGAGAAGCUGAUAGUUGUAAAUAGUGGCAAUGGGCGAGAGGCUGAAAGUUUGGCGGAGGAUGUCCUAAAUGAUUUGGUUUCUAGAAACUUGAUUCAAGUUGCCAAAAGGACAUAUGAUGGAAGAAUUUCAAGUUGCCGCAUACAUGACUUGUUACAUACUUUGUGUGUGGACUUGGCUAAGGAAAGUAACUUCUUUCACACCGAGCACAAUGCAUUCGGUGAUCCCGGCAAUGUUGCUAGGGUGCGAAGGAUUACAUUCUACUCUGAUAAUAAUGCCAUGAAUGAGUUCUUCCGUUCAAAUCCUAAGCCUACGAAGCUUCGUGCACUUUUCUGUUUCAUAAAUGACCGUUGCCUAUUUUCUCAUAUGGCUCAUCUUAAUUUCAAAUUAUUGCAAGUGUUGGUUGUAGUCAUCUCUGCUGGUGAUUUACUGAGUAUGAGAUUCCCAAACACGUUUGAGAAGACGAGUUGCUUACGCUAUCUGCGAUUGGAGGGGAAUUUUGAUGGGAAACUGCCAAAUUGUAUGGUGAAGCUCAAACAUCUAGAGACCCUAGAUAUUCGUAAAAGCUUCUUUAUUAAACUUCCUACUGGUGUUUGGAAGUCUACACAAUUGAGACAUCUUCGUUCUAUAGGUUAUAAUCUAGCACCUUACAAUUACUUUUGUAUAAACCCAUUUUUUCCAAACGUGUACUCAUUGCCUCGUAAUAAUCUACAAACUUUGAUGUGGAUGGAUGGUUUUUUUUUUGAACCAAGAUUAUUGCACCAAUUGAUCAAUUUAAGAAAACUGGGUAUAAAAGGAGUAUCUGAUUCUACAGUUAAGAUAUUAUCAGCAUUGAGCCCUGUGCCAACGGCGCUGGAGGUUCUGAAGCUCAAAGUUGACAGGGUGAGUGAGCAAAUAAACUUGUCGUCGUAUCCAAAUAUUGCUAAGUUGCAUUUGAGCGGAACAAUUCCCUUGAACUGUGAAGCAUUCCCUCCAAAUCUUGUCAAGCUUACUCUUGUCGACUUUGACGUAGACAGUCAUGUAGUGGCAGUGCUUAAGAAAUUGCCCAAAUUAAGGAUACUUAAAAUGUAUUGGUGCAACCAUAUGGAAGAAAAAAUGGAUCUCUCUGGUGAUGGUGAUGGUGAUAGCUUUCUGCAACUUGAAGUUUUGCAUAUUGUGUAUGCACGUGGGUUGUCUGAAGUAAGUUGCAGGGAUGAUAUGAGUAUGCCUAAAUUGAAAAAGCUAUUUUUACUUAUAGAUACCACUUCCGGCGUUAGGCUCUCGGAACGUCUUGCAAAGCUGAGAGUAUGA